CAAGCCAAUGUGAUGGUGUGCGACAGCAGCUGCUCUGAGGGUGAAACGCAACAGAUGAGCGCGCGCGCACACACACACAGCUGCUGCUCCACUGACUUACAAACACUGCUCUGGACUGGAGAAGCCAAAAGAAUGAACACAAACGACGCCAAGGAUUACCUCUCCAAACGACAGAUCCCACACCUUUUUGAGAGCAUGUUAACAGGACUGAUGUAUCACAAACCCGAGGACCCUUUAGCAUUCUUGGAGAUUUGCCUGCAGAAAACACGAGACCUCGGGGGUCCUGAAUGUGUGGCCUGGGACACUUUCAUUACACCUGAUCGGAAACCUCUACCGCCAAUUACUCCGGCACAGGGGAAGAAAGCUCCCUGCAAACUCGAUGGUGGACCUGGUCCUGGACCUGGGCCUUACCGCCGAUAUGACCGACUGCCACCAAUUCAGGCUCAGUUCUCCAUCGAAAGUGACUCAGACAUGACCGAGUCCUCCGGGCUUAUACAGGAGUACGAUGUCUUUGACCCUUCAAAACCACGACCGCACAUCAUCUUCAUCAUAGGUGGACCAGGCAGUGGGAAGGGCACUCAGACAGCUAAAAUCGCACUGCGCUAUGAUUUCGAGCAUGUGUCUGUCGGGGAGAUUUUAAGGAAUCAGUUGCUGCAUCAUGCGCCCAGUGAUCGGAAAUGGGAGCUGAUUGCUCAAAUCAUUGCCAACGGAGAACUGGCACCUCAGGAGACGACUAUUGAAGAGCUGAAACAACAGUUUAUCAAGAAGCAGGAUGCUAAAGGAUUCAUUGUGGAUGGUUUUCCUAGAGAGAUCUCACAGGCGUUCACUUUUGAGGAGCAGAUUGGCUCUCCAGACUUGGUGAUCUUGCUCGCCUGCUCCAAUCAGCAGCUUCGGCAGCGUUUAGAGAAUAGAGCAUCUCAGCAGGGACGCCCUGACGACAAUUCUCACGCUAUUGAGAAGAGACUAGACACUUUCAAACACAAUAUCAAUCUCAUAGCCAAGUACUAUCAGGAGAGAGGACUUAUUGUACGGGUUGAUGCCGAUCGAGAAGAGGAUGACAUUUUCACGGACAUCUGUGCCAUCGUGAAGGAGAGACUGUUCCCUAGUGACACAAAUGCAAGCAGCACUGAGGAUCUUUAGAUGGACGUGUAAACAUCCAAACCAACAGCUGCUGCUGUUAAAUCCGACAUGAUUUAAAAUCAGCCUGCCAAAUGUGUUAUCUUUAUAAAUAAACUCCAGGGUCAAAGUCGAGGACCAAGGACACAGGGUGAAGGAAAUGUACAUCAUUUAAACUUACGUUGUUGCCUCUAUUUGUAUUGCACUGUGAAUUUUCUCUGUAAAACUUUUCAAGUUAUUAUGGUGGCUUGAGAAAGCCAACAUACUGUUCUACUACAUAAACAUAUUAUUCUUCUGUCUUCUUCUUCUUCUGAGACUAAUUUCUAUACGCAUCUCCUCCGAGACCGUUCAUACUACAACCACCAAACUAACACCAAACCGGUCUGACUCAUGUUGCUAUAUCUUUUCCAACUGAUCCCACUUACGAUUUUCCGAAAACUGACCUGGAAAAUUUGGAAAGUCCCAUUGACUUAACAUUGGACCAAAAUUUGUGACCUCAUAACUUUCCGCCAGACUGUCACACAGACUUAAGGUUGGGCUCAUUUAAUUCAGACUACCAAUUCUGCCAAUCACUGAUUACCUUUCAACUUACUAGCCACACCCUAGCAACCAUUUACGGCUCCCUAGCAACUUUCCCAUAGACUUCCAUUGUAAAAAACUGCCAUUGACUUUACAUUAGACAUACUAACAACAUACCAAUUCAUGCUAAAAAUACACUGAUCCAUACUAGAAACAUACUAACAAACAUACUAAUCACACUAGCAACAUGCUAAUUCAUACUAUAAACAUACUAGCAACAUGCUAAUUCAGACUAUAAACAUACUAGCAACAUGCUAAUUCAUACUAAAUUCAUGCUAACAACAUACUGGUUUAUACUUGAAACAUGCUAGCAACAUGCUAAUUCAUACUAGAACCAUGCUAAUUUAUGCUAGAAACAUUCUAGCAACAUGCUAAUUCAAACUAAAUUCAUGCUAAAAACAUGCUAAUUUAUGCUAGAAACAUGCUAAACAACAUGCUAAUUUGUGCUAGAACCAUGCUAAUUUGUGUUAGCAACAGCCUAGCAACUACUCAGAACACUUUAACAACCACCUAGCAACACCUUAGCAACUGCCUAGCAACAACUCAGAACACCCUAGCAACCACCUAGCAACACCUUAGUAACCACCUUGCAACACCUUAGUAACCACUCAAUGCCCUAGCAUCACCUUAGCAACCACCUAGCAACCACUCAGAACACCCUAGCAACCACCUAGCAACACCAUAGCAACGAUCUAGAACACAUUAGCAACCACCUAGCAACUACUCAGAACACCCAAGCAACCACCUAGAAACACUUUAGCAACAACCUAGAACACCUUGGCAACCACUUAGCAACACCCUUGCAACCACAUAGCAAUGCCUAGCAACCACUAAGCAAUGUCUUAGCAACCCCUUGCAACCACCUAGCAACAACCUAGAACACCUUAGCAACCACCUAACAACACUUUAGCAACCACAUAGCAAGACAUAGCAACCACCUAGCAAUGUCUUAGCAACCCUAGCCACCACUCAAAACACCCUAGCAGCCACCUAGCAACACCUUAGCAACGACCUAGAACACCAUAGCAACCACCCAGCAAUGCUUAGCAACCACACAGGACACCCUAGCAACCACCUAGCAACACCUUAGCAACAACCUAGAACACCUUAGCAACCACUUAGCAACCACAUAGCAACCACUCAACAC
Messenger RNA from Danio aesculapii, 2842 nucleotides. It is a transcript of the gene ak5l, whose product is annotated as adenylate kinase 5, like. Lineage: Eukaryota; Metazoa; Chordata; Actinopteri; Cypriniformes; Danionidae. Gene Ontology annotation, biological process: nucleoside triphosphate biosynthetic process. The transcript has 8 exons. Gene Ontology annotation, cellular component: cytoplasm; cytosol. Bases 13 to 1140 code for a protein of 375 amino acids. Gene Ontology annotation, molecular function: AMP kinase activity; ATP binding. The record is from RefSeq and is a predicted model, not a curated record.